AUGAACUGGCUUGUUUUUGCUGUCUCAUUGUUGUGGUUGGUGAUGCUGAUAGUAGCAUCUCCAUUAGCUUCUGAAGGUUCUCGAGAACAGGUACCUGUCAGCAAGUUAUCUAAUGUCAGGUCUGUUUCCCUCCCCAUCGGUGGCAGAAGUUUCCCUUCUCUUAAAGCACGCCGCUUCCAGGUUUCAUGUGCGGCUAAAAAGGAGACAGUGGAUAAAGUGUGCCAAAUGGUAAGGAAGCAGCUGGCUUUACCAGAUGAUGCUAGCAUGACUGGAGAGUCAAAAUUUGCUAACCUGGGAGCUGAUUCUCUGGACACUGUGGAGAUUGUGAUGCGACUUGAAGAAGAAUUUGGGAUCAGCGUGGAGGAAGAAAGUGCUCAAAGUAUCACAACUGUCCAGGAAGCUGCGGACAUGAUCGAAAAGCUAAUUGAGAAGAACUGAGGAAGACGUAGUUCCUUGUGAGCUUGUCUUAAUUUAUGCAUAUCUCAAUGCCCAUUGGUCGUGGAACUUGAAUUUAGUUUCUGAUGUACUAGUUGCAUCUUGUUUCAAGAGUCAUUGUGCCCUAUUUUAUUAGAAUAAUGACAGAAACUUACAAUUGCUCUAUUUCCUUUGGGCUCU
This is a messenger RNA of Eucalyptus grandis, 615 nucleotides long. Its product is annotated as acyl carrier protein 1, chloroplastic-like. NCBI's taxonomy places the organism in Eukaryota, Viridiplantae, Streptophyta, Magnoliopsida, Myrtales, Myrtaceae. The transcript is spliced from 5 exons. Gene Ontology annotation, molecular function: acyl carrier activity; phosphopantetheine binding. Gene Ontology annotation, biological process: fatty acid biosynthetic process. The coding region runs from base 1 to 438 and encodes 145 amino acids. The record is from RefSeq and is a predicted model, not a curated record.